Indicator indicator is the source of this 726-nucleotide messenger RNA. It is a transcript of the gene PEX11A, whose product is annotated as peroxisomal biogenesis factor 11 alpha. Bases 1 to 726 code for a protein of 241 amino acids. The transcript has 3 exons. Lineage: Eukaryota; Metazoa; Chordata; Aves; Piciformes; Indicatoridae. Gene Ontology annotation, cellular component: peroxisomal membrane. Gene Ontology annotation, biological process: regulation of peroxisome size; peroxisome fission. The record is from RefSeq and is a predicted model, not a curated record.
AUGGAGGCUUUCGUGGACUUCACCAACCGUAGCCAGGGCCGGGAACAGAUCUUCCGAGCCACUCAGUUCGCAUGCAUGUUGCUUAGCUAUCUAAUAGAGCAUAAGGCUGAUAAAGAGAAGCUGGUAAUGAAACUCAAGCAGUUGGAAUCUAGCAUGAGUUCUGGCCGGAAAAUGCUCAGGCUGGGCAACACGGUGCACGCCCUGGUGGCAGCCAGGAGGACGACACAGCUGUCAGAUGUGGUUCCUCGGUUCUGCCUCACAGCCUCCAACCUGACCCGAGCCCUCUACUUUGUCUGUGACGCCGUGCUGUGGCUGAGGAGUGUCGGGCUCCAGCCCGACGUCGACAAGGCCAAGUGGCUCAACAGGGCGACCAAGUGUUACUACGUUUCACUGCUGCUGAAUCUGGGCAGGGACUGGUAUGAGAUCUCCUGGAGGCUGGAACAAGCUCUACAGGAAGAAAAGGCAAAGGAGAAUUUCUGCUGUCAGGAGGUAAACUCUGGGAAAUCUGAGGAUUUGCAUAGGUUUCUCCUCCUGCUGUUCCAGGUGCUGAAGAGACAUCCUGCUUUGCUGCUGGACUUGCUGAAGAAUCUCUGUGACCUCUCAGGCCCUUUGGAUACACUGGGCAUCUAUAAGACCAACCCAGGAGUGGUUGGUUUCUGUGGUGUCCUCUCCUCCCUGGUGGGGAUCCUCACAUUAGCAAGGCCACACCUGAAGCUGAAACAGUGA